This is a messenger RNA of Choloepus didactylus (southern two-toed sloth), 502 nucleotides long. RefSeq lists its product as uncharacterized. The transcript has a single exon. Bases 1 to 465 code for a protein of 154 amino acids. NCBI's taxonomy places the organism in Eukaryota, Metazoa, Chordata, Mammalia, Pilosa, Megalonychidae. The record is from RefSeq and is a predicted model, not a curated record.
AUGAGCAAGCGCAACCAAGUGUCGUACGUGCGGCCCGCCAAGCCGACUUUCCUGGCUCGCUUCAAAGAAAGGGUCGGUUACAGGGAAGGACCCACUGUUGAGACCAAGAGAAUCCAGCCUCAGCUUCCAGAUGAAGAUGGUGAUCACAGCGACAAGGAAGAUGAACAACCUCAAGUGGUGGUUUUGAAAAAGGGAGACCUAUCAGCUGAAGAAGUCAUGAAAAUUAAAGCAGAGAUAAAGGCUGCCAAAGCAGAUGAAGAACCAGCUCCAGCUGAUGGAAGAAUCAUGUAUCGAAAACCAGUCAAGCGUCCCUCAGAUGAAAAAUAUUCAGGUUUAACAGCAAGCUCAAAAAAGAAAAUGGCAAAUGAAGAUGAAAUAAAUAAGGACUCAGUUAAAAAGAACUCACAAAAGCAAAUAAAAAACAAUAGCCUCCUUUCCUUUGAUAAUGAAGAUGAAAAUGAAUAAGCAUACACAUUUUGGACUUAGUCUCCUUGGGGAGUAU